AGAUUAACAAUGGCUGAACGAGGAUACAGUUUCUCUCUUACUACCUUUAGCCCGUCUGGGAAGCUGGUCCAAAUUGAAUAUGCCCUUGCAGCGGUGGCCGCAGGUGCACCUGCAGUCGGAAUCAAAGCCUCAAAUGGAGUGGUCUUGGCAACAGAGAAGAAACAAAAAUCCAUCCUGUAUGAUGAGACCAGUGUGCACAAGGUUGAGCCCAUAACCAAACACAUUGGCAUGGUGUACAGUGGAAUGGGGCCUGACUACAGGGUGCUUCUACGGAGAGCCAGAAAGUUGGCUCAGCAGUAUUUCCUGGUGUACCAGGAGCCCAUCCCUACUGCUCAGCUGGUUCAGAGAGUGGCCUCUGUCAUGCAGGAAUACACACAGUCGGGGGGUGUCCGUCCUUUUGGGGUGUCCUUGCUGAUUGCUGGUUGGGAUGAGGACCGACCAUACCUCUUCCAGUCUGAUCCGUCUGGAGCAUAUUUUGCCUGGAAAGCCACUGCCAUGGGGAAGAACUAUGUCAAUGGGAAAACAUUCCUUGAGAAAAGAUACAAUGAGGACCUGGAACUGGAAGAUGCCAUCCACACAGCAAUCUUAACAUUAAAGGAAAGCUUUGAGGGUCAGAUGACAGAAGACAAUAUUGAAGUGGGGAUCUGCAAUGAAGCAGGCUUCAGGCGACUCUCACCCACCGAAGUGAAAGACUACUUGGCAGCCAUCGCAUAAAAGAAAUGUGACUUGUUAAUGAUUUGUGUUCAUCUUUUGGUUAUUGCUAAAAUAAUUUGACUACUGUAUUUUCAACAUAACAGCAUUUAUUUGUUUGUAUUCCAGUACCACCUUCCCCUCUGACAACCAACCAAUCAAUAAAUCAAUAAAUGCCAGAAAGUAA
Messenger RNA from Esox lucius (northern pike), 877 nucleotides. It is a transcript of the gene psma2b, whose product is annotated as proteasome subunit alpha 2. Gene Ontology annotation, biological process: ubiquitin-dependent protein catabolic process. Lineage: Eukaryota; Metazoa; Chordata; Actinopteri; Esociformes; Esocidae. Gene Ontology annotation, cellular component: proteasome core complex; proteasome core complex, alpha-subunit complex. The record is from RefSeq and is marked provisional.